This is a messenger RNA of Sporothrix schenckii 1099-18, 2388 nucleotides long. RefSeq names its product amino-acid N-acetyltransferase subunit Mak10. The record is from RefSeq and is a predicted model, not a curated record. Gene Ontology annotation, biological process: N-terminal peptidyl-methionine acetylation. The transcript is spliced from 7 exons. Lineage: Eukaryota; Fungi; Ascomycota; Sordariomycetes; Ophiostomatales; Ophiostomataceae. The coding region runs from base 1 to 2388 and encodes 795 amino acids. Gene Ontology annotation, cellular component: NatC complex.
AUGGCCAGCGACGCGGCCCGGGACGCCUUACGGCUACCCCGCGAAGAGGCUGUUGUCAACCAGGGCCUCGAGGGGCUCUCGCUGACCCCAAACUCUGGGUCACCACCAAGAUCGCCGCCUCCGCCGGCGUCUUCGUCGACAAGGAUUACCAGCAACGGUGUUGUAUCCAUAGAUAUAACGUCUAGAUUUACGGCUGCAGCUUCGACUCUUGAACCGGGAGACAUUGUCAAGGAUGGCUACUUUACGCUCUUCGAGUCCGUUGGUGCCUUGGAGAUAAUGGACCCGAAAAUGGACAGCGGCUGCGUCUCAGCGGAAGAGUUGGUGGACAAUGAUCACCAGCAACUUAUGCGCUCGCUGCUUCCGGCCGAAGUGGUUGGCAUUAUCGAUCAGCUUUUAUGUUUGGAGAUGGCAUGGCACCUUGGAUACCCGCUGUCACAAACGCUCCUGACAAGCAUCUACAUGACUGGUAUUCUUAACCCCCCGCCACGAACCUUGAACGAAGCGGACUAUAUGCGGCGGCAGAGCGCUGAAGGGACCACACGGUCUCCAGCUCAUGCCGUCCUUCGAGCAUACUGCAUCGCCGUGAUAAAGACGGUGGGAGAUAUUAUUACCAGCUUCAAAAGUGAAGUGUACUACGAGGAAGAGGACAUUGCGACAAACACGUAUCACUUGUCUCUGCUCGAAGACGUGGGCCGCGACGAAAUCCGCCAGGUGCUCCAGGAAGCGCGCACGGCAAUUGUCGAAGUCGGGGACGCUUGGGCGGACACCGUGUCUCUGGCCCUGGAGGCACGGCUUGACUUCCGCGAGACGUUUCUCACGGCCAUUGAGCUGGCCGAACUGCGGAUACGCCCCGAUGCCUUGAAAGUACCGUGGACGCAAAUGACGGACGCAGUCAAGAACAUUAAAGAGUCCCACGAUCUAGGGAUUGCAGUGCCUGCGGCAUUCAACACGAAGAUGCAAGGCCUUUUGGCCAGCACUAUGCCUCCACGGCCAAUUGUGCAGCCCAGUUUUGAAGACGCUGUUGAGCAAUGGUCUCGGUUCUCCACGGACGGUGCUGAGGCGAUGGGCAUCCUCGCGUACGAAGAUCCCCAAAGUUUACUGAAUUUUGUCCUUACGUUCCAAGCCAAGAAGCCACAGCCGCUCGCGUACAUACGGGUGCUAAUGCAAAGUUUCAUCUUUGCUGAAAACAUCAUGCUUGGCGAGCAUAGCAUACGACAGAUUAUGGACGACGACCUGUCGAUCGUGGUGCUUCCAGCCAACAUUCUUCUUGACCCGAUCAAUGACGAGAUCGAGGUGGCCAGGGACCCGCGCUUUGCUCUUGCCAAACAUAUGGAAGAGUUCCGGAUACGGUCGUUCCCCGCGUACCUGGAAAUCUUUCGCACACUCUGCCAGAAUCGAAGUCGUGCGCGGCGUAUGAUGUGCCACAUUCUCCACGAGUGGGAGCGCGUGCAGAUGGACGCGGAAGAGAUUGACAACCUCGUGGAGUCAACCCUAAACGAGAUCCCGGAGAAUAGUCUCCUGGCCGGUACCGGGCCCGGCGACAAACCGCUGCCGCUUUCUUCGUGGGCCUUCCUCUACAAGAUCCGGCUGAUGGAGUGGGUCGUCCAGCUCGGCUUUGAGCUGGAAAUCUACCAAGCAGACGAGCUAGCCGGCAUGUACUGGUACCUCAGCUACCUCGCCAAGAGGCGAGUGAUGCACUGUGAGCGCAUCCGAGCCUUCACGCUGCGCAGCCAUGGAGAGAUGCGGCAGCGGGGUGGCGGCCGGGCGUUACCGGGCGAUCAGGAGGCCGUGAUGACGAAAUCGCUGACAUUUUUGCGGACGAUGAUGCUCGAUGCGUCCGUGACGUGGGAGCUGGCCGAUGCACUGUCCUGUCUAUACGCCGCGCUGCACCGCACGGGGCUUCUCAAGACGCCUGUGCGGCCUUACAGCACGGACGAGUUGCGGUACGAGCUUCGUAUGCGGCCCUUUGCGGCCAUUGGUCUACCUGCGCUGCCGUCCUUUGAGACGUUUCAGAAGGAAGCGCAGCAAAGCACCUCGACUAUCAAGGCCAUUCUGGACUAUGCCGAGAAAGCACUUGGCGGCGCCAAGAAGGGCUGCGAGGCGCUGACGCGCUUCACCGAGGCAGAAGCCUUUUCGGCCCAUCACCACGAACGGUGGCUGUCAGGCACCAAGGGCAUGCACAAAUCGGCGAUAUUUGCGGGCCUCGCGGUUGCGUCUCUUAAGCGGGAGGUGGUUCGGGUCGAAAUGGAUGCCCGUAGCGUGGGCAACGGAUUAGAAAGCGACGUAGGAGCGGCGGCGCUGAAGCUCACGGCGCAGGUCCCGAAACCUGACAAGUGCUACCAUGAGUGGUGGAUCGUCCCAAAGGUGGCAUCAGCCACGUCGUCGUGA